Eimeria mitis is the source of this 891-nucleotide messenger RNA. RefSeq lists its product as uncharacterized. The record is from RefSeq and is a predicted model, not a curated record. Bases 1 to 891 code for a protein of 296 amino acids. Gene Ontology annotation, biological process: proteolysis. Lineage: Eukaryota; Apicomplexa; Conoidasida; Eucoccidiorida; Eimeriidae. Gene Ontology annotation, molecular function: aspartic-type endopeptidase activity. The transcript has 4 exons.
AUGGACCGGAAGCGGAACGAUAACCGAACAUCUCCACUUCUGCAAAACGGAACGAUCAGGCGAGCGACGGGAACGAAAGCCGGAGGCACGGGUCACCGACGAGCGGGAUCCAAACUCAUGGGAACGGGAAAGGAACCAACGCGGGCACAUCCCGUGCGGGACGUGACGAGAGUCUGCAGCGGCGGCAAAACAGCGGUCUUGAGGUUGGAAAUACUCGGCUAUCAGUGUGAAGGUCUUUUGGACACAGGGGCGUCGAGAAGUUUUAUUCAACCGACCGUCGUCAAGAAAUUAGGACUGAGAACGAGGGCAUUGACAGAGGAAUAUUCCUUCACAGUGGCGAACGGAGAGGUUAUCAGGAUCUAUACGGAGGUCCCGAGGCUGACGAUAAUUUGUGGGCGCGAAUGCUUCACUGGCAACUUUCUAGUAGGCCAGGUACCCUAUGCAGUCAUUCUCGGGAUAGAUUGGCUUGACAAAUAUAAGGUAGCGUGGUUCUUCGAAUCGGACAGACUUAGAACAUACGUAAACGGCAGAAUGCACAGCCUACCGGUGUUAAGGAAAGAGGGCGAGAGACUCGAUGGUACCCCCAGAACGCGGGAGACACCUAAAACAGAAACGGACUGCGCCUACGAAGCACUCGCUCAUCAAAUAUCUCAGAUGACAGCUGAGGAAGCCGCAGUAUUUUUACGCCCCACACCUAAGCGCUACAAGGCGAAGACUAGGCGGAAACGCGGUAUUAAAAUCAAGGACCUCAUCAAUCGCGCUAGGAAGAAUACGGAAGAAAUGAAAGGAGCAACUGAAGGAUUGAACUGCAUCAUUAUGUUGCCAGAAACGGGAGUCGUUUUAGACAAGCACAGGGCAGGGGCACAUGGGAAGGGAAUGUCCCUUGCGUAA